Messenger RNA from Caenorhabditis remanei, 1650 nucleotides. RefSeq lists its product as uncharacterized. The transcript is spliced from 6 exons. The record is from RefSeq and is a predicted model, not a curated record. NCBI's taxonomy places the organism in Eukaryota, Metazoa, Nematoda, Chromadorea, Rhabditida, Rhabditidae. Bases 1 to 1650 code for a protein of 549 amino acids.
AUGCGGAUUCCCAUAGCGUCUCAUUUACUCGCAACAGUCCUCUUCUGCAACACUAUAGCUGACAUUUCGGGAACAGUUCAAUCAGAUCCCUGUCUUGAUGGAGUUAAAUUGGACACGUCUUCUUUGUACUUGCCAUCAGCAUACGCUAAUAUGACACCACCGUGGCAACGAGCAGACGGAAGUAUGGCUCAGGUUACACGGAGCACAGGAUUUUCGUUUCAGUGGACGUGGAUGAAAUCUCUUCGUGUGAAAGGAUUGAACAUAAUGGUGGAAGAUUUAAUGGCAUUUCUUUUCGACAGUGAAUGUCUGUUCAUUCCAAUCGGUCCUGCUGUGCGUGUGGCUAUUCUCGGACAAAGACCAGUCUAUCUAUCAGGAGAAGUUAGCUGUGAACUUCAUGAUCUUUACGAGAAAUGUGUCUCCAAGUACGGCGCAUCUGUGUGCUCUCUAUAUCCGAUGGAAGACGAUGGAUGGGGAGCGUACCGCUUGGAAAUCGGUGACGCGAGCAGCAACCACAGCACGGAAAAAAUGAAAGCAGAACCAAUUGUUCUUCACGAAUGGAGAUCUAUGCUUGGCAAAGCACCGGAGAAAUGGAGAUUCACUGUUGAUACAAUGGCAAUGUACGAUGAUCUAGCUGGUAACAUGUUCGUAAUCGAUCCAUUAGGAAAAGGAUAUAUCAACAGCUGUGAGAAAGAGUUGGUCCCAGCAUCUGAUGAUUGGAAACAUUGGAGUCAAGAGCAGUCAUUAAAAAUUAUGGGAUUUUACGAGUUACGAACCGAAGGAUUCUCGGCGAAAACUGAUUCACUCUCGAAAUUCAUCAAAAAAGAAAUCAAUGGUAUUGAUAAACGCGUCGCUCAAAAAUUCUACUGCGAAAAUAUUCUCAGUGGAGUUGCAAAUCUAGAAGGAAGCACUCCCGUAUGUCACACGAAAUAUCCGGAUAAAGAAGCAGCUGAUAAAAUCGCAGAUGUGAGAAAAAUCAUGAUUCACGAACUGGGUGAUGUGUGGAAUUCUUCAAUAGGAAAAGCCGCUGAUGAGCUGGAAGCGGUUUUUUGCACCGACCGGCAGUUUGUUGAAAUUCGCUCCCGUCUUCUUCACAAAGUUCCUUCUCGUCAUGAUGAUCAAUGGGUUCCGGAGGAGCCGAAAAUAAUCGAAGAUGGACGACCAAUGAUAAAUGAUAGUUCUCAGAUUCACGCUCGGCCUAUUCUACAUAUGGCUGCUGAACCACCAAUUCUACCACCAGAUUAUCCUAAUUCUCCACACGCUCAGCCGAACGAGCAUUUGGAAAUAGUCACACCUACUCCAUUGCUUGUGGAAGGGGGUGGAAUGGAUCCCAUUGCUAUUCAAGUGAACACGAAUCGUGUCUUGGAUCCUAUCGAUGACGACUCUGAAGAUCAAGAAGAAUAUAUUGAAGCAACACGACAGGAAAUCGGAACUCCAGCUGAACCAGAUAUAGGAAUCGAUUAUUCACAUCACAACUCGGCGAACAAUAAUAUACCAGUUAUGCGAUUUGACAAGGUGGAAGAGAGUGGUUUGUCUGAUGUCUCUGCGUCUGCAAUGGAAGUCGCAUCUUCCGAUUCCACGUCGUCGAGAACAGGAAUAAAUCUUCUUACUACGUUUUCAAUAUUUUUUUCUUUUUUGUUAUAUAUUUGCUAA